UGUUUGAGCGCAUCGAUCGAAGGCAGUCGGGCCAGAUCUGGUACUCUGUGACUUAAGAUCCUGAGACCACUCUGAAAAGUGUUUUUACCCAACUUAUUAUCUACAGAGAAGUUGUCUGUCUUUUGUAACAUCUUAACAUCACAGAUCUUCUUUAAAUGGAUGAGAUGGCCACCACCCAGAUUUCCAAAGAUGAGCUUGAUGAACUCAAAGAGGCCUUUGCAAAAGUUGAUCUCAACAGCAAUGGAUUCAUUUGUGACUAUGAACUUCAUGAGCUUUUCAAGGAAGCUAAUAUGCCGUUACCAGGAUAUAAAGUGAGAGAAAUUAUUCAGAAACUCAUGCUGGAUAGUGACAGAAAUAAAGAUGGAAAGAUAAGUUUUGAUGACUUUGUUUAUAUUUUCCAAGAGGUAAAAAGCAGUGAUAUUGCUAAAACCUUCCACAAAGCAAUCAAUAGGAAAGGAGGGAUUUGUGCUCUGGGAGGAACUUCAGAGCUCUCCAGUGAAGGAACACAGCAUUCUUACUCAGAGGAAGAAAAAUAUGCUUUUGUUAACUGGAUAAACAAAGCUUUGGAAAAUGAUCCUGAUUGCCGACAUGUUAUACCAAUGAACCCAAAUACCGAUGACCUGUUCAAAGCUGCUGGUGAUGGGGUUGUGCUUUGUAAAAUGAUCAACCUUUCAGUUCCUGAUACAAUUGAUGAAAGAGCAAUCAACAAGAAGAAACUUACACCCUUCAUCAUUCGAAACUUGAACUUGGCACUGAACUCCGCUUCUGCCAUUGGGUGUCACGUUGUGAACAUUGGUGCAGAGGAUUUGCGGGCUGGGAAACCUCAUCUGGUUUUGGGGCUGCUUUGGCAGAUCAUUAAGAUUGGUUUGUUCGCUGACAUUGAAUUAAGCAGAAAUGAAGCCUUGGCUGCUUUACUUCGAGAUGGUGAGACUUUGGAGGAACUUAUGAAAUUGUCUCCAGAAGAGCUUCUGCUUAAAUGGCCAAACUUUCAUUUGGAAAACUCAGGCUGGCAAAAAGUCAACAACUUUAGUGCUGACAUCAAGGAUUCCAAAGCCUAUUUCCAUCUUCUCAAUCAAAUUGCACCAAAAGGACAAAAGGAAGGUGAACCAGGUGAACCACGGAUAGAUAUUAACAUGUCAGGUUUCAAUGAAACAGAUGAUUUGAAGAGAGCUGAGAGUAUGCUUCAACAAGCAGACAAAUUAGGUUGCAGGCAGUUUGUUACUCCUGCUGAUGUUGUCAGUGGAAACCCCAAAUUGAACUUAGCCUUUGUGGCUAACCUGUUUAAUAAGUAUCCAGCAUUAACCAAGCCAGAGAACCAGGAUAUUGACUGGACUCUAUUAGAAGGAGAAACUCGUGAAGAAAGAACCUUCCGUAACUGGAUGAACUCUCUUGGUGUUAAUCCCCACAUAAACCAUCUUUAUGCUGACCUGCAAGACGCCCUGGUAAUCUUACAGUUGUAUGAACGAAUUAAAGUCCCUGUUGACUGGAGUAAGGUUAAUAAACCUCCAUACCCAAAACUUGGAGCCAACAUGAAAAAGCUAGAAAACUGCAACUAUGCUGUUGAAUUAGGGAAGCAUCCUGCCAAAUUCUCCCUGGUUGGCAUUGGAGGGCAAGACCUGAAUGAUGGGAAUCAAACCCUGACUUUAGCUUUAGUCUGGCAGCUGAUGAGAAGAUACACCCUCAAUGUCCUGGAAGAUCUUGGAGAUGGUCAGAAAGCUAAUGACGACAUCAUUGUAAGCUGGGUGAACAGAACAUUGAGUGAAGCUGGCAAAUCAACUUCCAUUCAGAGUUUUAAGGAUAAGACGAUCAGCUCCAGUUUGGCAGUUGUGGAUUUAAUUGACGCCAUCCAGCCAGGCUGCAUAAAUUAUGACCUUGUUAAGAGUGGCAAUCUAACAGAAGAUGACAAGCCCAAUAAUGCCAAGUAUGCAGUGUCAAUGGCUAGAAGAAUUGGAGCAAGGGUGUACGCUCUCCCUGAAGACCUUGUGGAAGUAAAGCCCAAGAUGGUCAUGACUGUGUUUGCAUGCUUGAUGGGUAGGGGAAUGAAGAGAGUGUAAAAGAACCAAUUUGAAUAAAAACAGCCUUGCUCCCAGGUGCAUGAUUAGCAGGUCAGCUAUUUCCAGGUGAA
Molecule: messenger RNA, 2125 nt
Organism: Pteronotus mesoamericanus
Lineage: Eukaryota; Metazoa; Chordata; Mammalia; Chiroptera; Mormoopidae
Product: plastin-3-like
Biological process (GO): actin filament network formation; actin filament bundle assembly
Cellular component (GO): cytoplasm; actin filament; actin filament bundle
Molecular function (GO): actin filament binding; calcium ion binding
Source: RefSeq, a predicted model, not a curated record